Megalopta genalis is the source of this 1049-nucleotide messenger RNA. Lineage: Eukaryota; Metazoa; Arthropoda; Insecta; Hymenoptera; Halictidae. The record is from RefSeq and is a predicted model, not a curated record.
AUCUAUAUUAUUUACACAACUUAUACAAGUUAUGUUACUCAUAUCACUUAUAUUUUCACUUGCACCGUCACGAGAGAACGACUAAAUGACUUAACCAAAACCUAUCCAGAUUAACGACGAAAAUUAAUCAAGAUCCUAGACUAACCAGACGAGUAUCGAACAAGAGCCUAAGAAAACAUUAUCGAUUCAUCAAAAGCCUCGAGAGACAACGUCUGUCGAAGCUCGAGACACAUUGGAGGGGAGCUCUUAGUAUUUCCAGUCAUCCAUGUGAUCGCUUUCAUUGUGAACCGGUUUGAGUGUAGCCCCGACCUUGUGCUUUGUGUCAGUUGUCACGUUGUCCACCAACACACGUCUUCUCCUCACCUAAGACCAGCUAACACCGUGUGUUAACACCAUCGUCACAGAAAUCAUCGGACGCGACCCCACGAGGGAGGAUCGAGCGGAACGAUGCCUACUGAUCCUGUUGUUUGUUUUUCUAGACCGGAAGUACUCGCCAGGUGCAGCGAUCGAAUGGUACUACCAGUACCAGACCCUUUACCUGCGCAUGAUGGCGAAGAAACAGAUGGCGGAGAACGCGGCCACCGAUCCGGAGAACUCGGACAAGGACCAAGACGCGGACAGCUGCCAGCCGGAAACCGUCGCGACGGAGAUAACGCCCGAGGGGAAGAUACGCGAGAUCGCCGGGAACCAAGCGAUCGUCGGUGCUCGGGAUUCGUCCGAGUACUCGUGUCCGCGGUGCGGGAACGCCUAUCUGAGGCUCCACUCGCUGAACAGGCAUAUCAAGUUCGAGUGCGGCGUCGAGCCGCGGUUCGAAUGCCCUGUGUGCCAUAAAAAGUCGAAGCACAAACACAACCUGAUCUUGCAUAUGAGGACGCAUCAGAAGUCCUAAAUAGUCGAGAUUGAUUUUCAUUGUUGAAAAUAUCAUUGAAAGAUCUAUAUAUAUGUCCGCAGGGUGUGGCAAACGUGUCUCGAAACUCGGGAAUCGGAUUUCUCGGGUCAUUUGGAGUAACUUUUUCCUUUGCGAAAAUUCGAUACGAGGCUUCGUUCGC